UUGCGAGGGCUGGGGAGGGCGGGAAAUGCGAGUUGAUAGUCGAUUGCGUUUACUGCCAUCUUCAAUAGCUGGUGUAACUCAAGACGAGAAUCAGAGACCAGAACAUGAGGGCAAUAUCUUCUUUGUAGAAGUGACGUAAAAAUGCUUGAGUCAUUGGUUUACGCGAAGCUAAUAAUUUCGAACUCGUUGCUUUCGUAAGCUUAUUUGAUAUUAUUGAUCAUAUGACGUAUCACAGAGAUAAGUUACAACACAAUAUUGCUAAGCAAAGCCCACAAGAUGUGCAUCUUGUUCUUCUACUUCUGUGACAAACCAAGCCCUGAUGGAUACCGUCUUAUUAUAGCAUCAAAUAGGGAUGAAUUUUAUUUCAGACCAACAGCUGAUGCUAAUUUCUGGGCAAAAAGUCCCAACAUACUUGCAGGAAUGGAUCUGGAGCAAGGAAAGGAAGGUGGAACAUGGCUAGGAAUGACCACUAGUGGAAAAUUUGCAGCUAUUACUAACUACAGACAAGCACCUAAGUUCAUAGAUCCUAAUGCAAUAGGGAGAGGACAUCUGGUGCCAGGCUUUCUUAAAGGAGAUGAUAAUGUUGAAAGAUACCUUGAGUCUGUUAGCAGCCAAUCUGACAAGUACAAUGGAUUUAAUCUCUUGGUGGGAAAUUUACUACAAACUGGUGAGACCAAAGUUGGAUGGUAUUGCAACAUUGAAGAGAAACAAGUCACCUUGUUGAAGCCUGGAAUACAUGUCUUAUCAAAUAAAGUGUUGAAUUGUUCUUGGCCCAAGAUGGCUUAUGGAAGGGAACGAUUUGCUGAAAUAUUAGAGGAAACCUCCACCAAACAAGAACUUGUUGACAAGCUUAUGGGCCUUCUGAAUGCACGGCAAAGACAAUUCAGUUGUGGUGAUGAGAAAAGUUUCUUUGGACCCCAAGAUGAGGGUGGUAACAUGAAGUGGAUCAGUGCAUGCCAAGCAAUUUUUGUCAACUGUAAGGAAGCGAGAUAUGGAACAAGAACAAACACAGUGGUGUUAGUUGAUGGCAGUGGUCAUGCUACUUAUGUAGAGAGGACCAUGGAGGAGGGUGCUACCGACCCUGAUGAAGCCCAGUGGAGACUGAACACACAUGAGUUUGACAUCAUUCAGGAGACUGAGGACUGUUCAGGUCACAACUCACCUGAGAAUCUUGUAAAUAAUGGGAACAAAAAUGGUGAAAGUAAACAAACACAGGAACAGCCAGCUAAAAAACACUUGAAGAGGAAAUUAAAAAAUGGAACCACUUCACCAGUGGAACCAGCUAAGAAAGCUUUUGUUAAAGAAUGAAAUGCUAUAUUUUAAUUGGGAAUGUUUUAGAAUGAUUACACCAAGUUUGCAGUUUUGACACUAUGUUCAAGGGAAAUUAAAAUUGUACAUUGCAGUAUCUCAUAACUUUCUUAUUAGAGCAAGAUUUUAACUAUGAUAAUAAGUGCAGUUUUAAAUCAUAUACUCUGAAAUCAUUCACCGUGUUUUUUUGCCUAAAGUAUAGAAUGAACUUAUGUUUUAAUUUCUUCCCUACACGAAUGUCAUUUCAUCCUGUGUCAGCUCCUCUCUCCCAUGAUUAUCACAUUUCUACGACUUAGUCAAUCAUCAAAUAUACCACAUCAUUUUGUCCCAGAAACGGUGAUAUCUUCCCCCCUCCUCUGGAAAUUUCAGUCUAGCUUCAUAUUUUUGUAAAACGUUUGGCAUUCAGAACACCAACCCCCUUGGAGUGUUCAAAGUGAGGAUACAGUAUACUGUAAAUCCUUGAAUUAGCACCCCCCUCCCCUCCCCUCCCCCCAUUUUGUGGAUGAGU
This is a messenger RNA of Orbicella faveolata, 1816 nucleotides long. RefSeq names its product transport and Golgi organization 2 homolog. The record is from RefSeq and is a predicted model, not a curated record. Lineage: Eukaryota; Metazoa; Cnidaria; Anthozoa; Scleractinia; Merulinidae. Gene Ontology annotation, cellular component: Golgi apparatus. Gene Ontology annotation, biological process: Golgi organization; protein secretion.